AGACGCACAGGACGCAGCGGCGACGCCUAGUUCGCUGGCGCUAUUUUGAGAUAAUGAUGGUGUUCACCUGCCUCAUCGGAUGCGAAGCGACGCGAGCGCCUAACAACUUCGUCCUUCGCUGUCCACGCUAGACCUCAGAUAGCAUGGCCUUCAAGCUGACGCCCAUCGAGAGCUUACGCGCCUGUGGCGUGCUGGAGGAGUCACUGGAGAAAAUGAGCUUCCUGGGCAGCAUCACACCGGAUAUCCUGCAGCAUCGCGAGGAGCUAUCGCAGGUUGUGGGCGAGGAGAUCUCCCGUAUCAUCCAAGAGCAGCGCCAACUGGAGAACAAAUACGAGAAGCUCAUCGCUCAGCGAGCAGUGCUGAAAGGAUUGGCCAAUAAAUCCAAGUUCAAAGAGAACCAGCGAGAGAUCCAGGAGGUCAGUCGACUACUGCGAGAGUCCACCAAAAGCUUAUGUCGCAAUCUCAAGGAGAACCCCAAUUUUGCAGGGAAUCUCCUGAAAAUUCAGCAGGAACGCGAAGGUCUUUUGGAGCUGCUUGGACACACUUUGACAGAGAUGAAGAAGCACGGGACGUUCGACACGUUGCUCACGUUCGUGGCUGAGGGCAAGAGCACACAGGAGAAGGCGCACGAAAUCCUCAAAAAGGAACGUGAAGCGGUGGAAGAAGUGAAAAGACUCGGCGCAGAACUGGCGCGUGAGAAACUGGAGCAUCAGAAGGAGGUGACCGAGCACAAGGCGGCCAUCCUUCGAUUAAAAGAGCAGAUUCUCGCUGUCAAGUCCAAGACUCAAAUCGAUAUUCGCUAUGCGCGAAAUGAAGCCAAGGCGAAGCGAAGCAGUACAGCGCGAAUGUAUCAUCAGCUUAUGGAAGAGCAACACGACCGCAUUAAGGAUCUGCAGGGUAAAUGCGCGACGGAAACAAAGGUACACGACGAGACGGUACAUUUCCUCAAAGAUCGUCACGAACAACUUCAAACGGAGUUGGCCGAAUGGAACGCAAAGUACCAGCAAGACAUCCAAGCGAAGCAAGCACAAUUGCAAGAGCUACAGGAACGCAAGGCUGCAAAUGCACAGAGGCUGGAGAAUUUCCAGAAACGAUGGCAAGAAGAGAUGACGACUAUCAAACAAAAGGAAGAAGAACGUCAGAGGUUAUUGGAGCUCGAAGCAUUGCGCAAGGAGGAGCUGAAGGCGCAGAAUACUGCUGCUAGGAUCAUCCAGGUCGCUUAUCGCACACACAUGGCCAAAAAGGAGGAGAAACGAAAGGCUGCGGAGUCGGAGAAGAAAGGAGGAAAGAAAGGAGGCAAGAAGAAGGGCAAAAAGUAGGAUACCCAUGUUAUUGGAAUGAAUAAUCAAAAGUCAGGGUUUACCACUGAUUGUCCAA
Messenger RNA from Phytophthora nicotianae INRA-310, 1377 nucleotides. RefSeq lists its product as hypothetical. The transcript has a single exon. NCBI's taxonomy places the organism in Eukaryota, Oomycota, Peronosporomycetes, Peronosporales, Peronosporaceae. Gene Ontology annotation, molecular function: protein binding. The record is from RefSeq and is a predicted model, not a curated record. Gene Ontology annotation, biological process: cilium organization. Gene Ontology annotation, cellular component: cytoplasm; motile cilium. The coding region runs from base 144 to 1319 and encodes 391 amino acids.